UAGUGAGAGGAAUUUUACUAGUGCUUUUGUCAUUUUAUUUAUUGUCAUUCAUAAAUUUUUUUGAGUACAUUGUAUAGAAAUGUUUUUUAGUGACUAGUUAUUUAUUGUCUUACAGUAGAAAGUGUAUCAUUCAUGUGGUAGCUAGUAGAAUUUGGAAAUAUCUCAGUAUUGUAUUGACUUUGCUCUAUUUGAUCUUGGAUUAGCUUAUCUGUGUGCAUAUUAUUCAGAUAUUUAUUGCUAUUAGUCAUUUGUUAUAAGGAAAUCAGUUUAGAAUAUAUAACUGUGUCACAAUGAAUAUUCUUUUGAUUGGAGAUUCGAUGAUUAAACGCUUGGAAGUGCAUUUAUCUGAGGAUUUGGAUGUUAUUUUUUACCGAGGAACAACCAUUGAGAGGUUAACCAGUAGAAUUUCUAAAAUAAAGAAACACUAUGAUUGGAUUUUAGUGCAUGUGGGCACCAAUAACAUAUCAGUUGAUAGUGUAGAAAUAAUACUUCAAAAGUAUAGGUCACUGGCUAAUGAGAUUUUACGAGUCAAUCCAAAGGCAAGAAUUAUUUUCUCCAGUAUCAUUCCUAGAGAUUUUAAUUACUUUGAAAAUGAUUACUGGAAAACUGUUGAACAUAUAAAAAUCUUAAACCAUAAGAUUGAAGCUGUAAAUAAAGCAUUAGAAAAGUUGUGCCAUAAUGAAGAUGCUUUUAUCUUUUGCAGUUCUAACAAGCCAUCCUGGUCUGGUUUCCUGGGAAAAGAUGGUUUACAUCCUAAUAAAAGUGGUGAUCUUCGCUUGGCCAAUUAUUUCUGUAGGUUUUUAAAGAAAUGCAUUUCUUCAGAUAAUGCAUCUCGAAAGAGGAAAAAUUGCCAGUUGAUCACCUCGGGAUAUAUUUUGGAUUCUUUGGAGUUUCCUCCAUUGCCUUCCUGUGAUCAGCCUUCAUUUUCAUCAUCAUGGCCACAGCAUUCUGGUGCUGCUGUGCCUUGUAGCGAGGUACCAACUUUUGUUGACCCAGUUCCUUCAUAUGUUUCUUCUUUUCCAUCAGCUUCUCAAAAGGAUCAAAAAUGCCAAUCAGUUGCUCCUAAAUUCAUUUUGGAUUCUACUGAGUUUCCUGCAUUGUCUUCCUCAAGGCAAUCUUCAUUUUUAUCAUCUUGGUCUAAACAUCCUGCUUCUUGGCCUUUGGCACGGCCAUCUGUUUCAGCUUGUGCAGUCUCAACCGCUUCUUGCUCUCUUCCACCCUCUCCGCCUGUGCCUCGCUCUCUCCCAGCCUCUCUGCCUGUGCCUCGCUCUCUCCCAGCCUCUCUGCCUGUGCCUCGCUCUCUCCCAGCCUCUCUGCCUGUGCCUCGCUCUCUCCCAGCCUCUCUGCCUGUGCCUCCUACUGGUCAUGUUCAAUUUCUUAUACCUAUUGCUUCUUAUAUGCCUAUGGUUCAGUUCGUGCCAUUCCAUUCUGUUGCUGUGUCCUAUCCUCCAUUUUAUGUACCUGUUGUUCCACCAUUUCUACCUGCUGCUGUUUCCUCUCUUCCAACAUGCAGUCAGUCAGUUGUUGCAUGCACUCUGCAAACCCACUCUGAACCAGAACCUGCUCGCACAUCCCCAGUCCACUCUGAACAGAACCUGCUCGCACAUCCCCAGUCCACUCUAAACCAGAACCUGCUCGCACAUCUCCAGUCCACUCUAAACCAGAACCUGCUCGCACAUCUCCAGUCCACUCUGAACCAGAACCUGCUCGCACAUCUCCAGUCCACUCUGAACCAGAACCUGCUCGCACAUCUCCAGUCCACUCUGAACCAGAAGCUUCUCGCAUUUCCCCAGCCCAGUGUCGGCCAGCAUGUCCUUCUAACAAACUUGGAAAAGCAAGAAUUACUAAGAUAAGUAAAAAUAUUUUUUCAAAAUGUGACAAAAAUAUCUAUGGAAAUGUUAUUUGCAGUAUUCCUACAACAAAUAAAUUUGCAGGGUUACUAGAUGAUUGUAAAGAAGAAAAUAGGACAGAUAUAGUUUUGGCUCUAAAUUUAAAAAAAAUAAAUAUCACUGGAGGAGGUACUCAAAAUUUCUCAUAUUCAAAGACUUGUGAUUAUUGUUCGAAAACUUAUAUGUCCAAGUCAUCAUUUUCAAAGCAUUUAAGAAAAUAUAAAUGUGUAGAACGCGUUAAGAGUACUUACCCUAAAAAAUGUGAGGUAUGCUUAAAAUUUUAUUCCUCGAGAUCCUCUUUUGCAAAUCAUUUAAAACGCUGUCAACCAAAGAUUUGUGAUGUUUUACCAAAAAGCAAUUGCAAUAAUUUA
This is a messenger RNA of Argiope bruennichi, 2260 nucleotides long. RefSeq lists its product as uncharacterized. Lineage: Eukaryota; Metazoa; Arthropoda; Arachnida; Araneae; Araneidae. The record is from RefSeq and is a predicted model, not a curated record. The transcript has 3 exons. The coding region runs from base 291 to 1853 and encodes 520 amino acids.